Ostrea edulis (European flat oyster) is the source of this 4145-nucleotide messenger RNA. RefSeq lists its product as uncharacterized. Gene Ontology annotation, molecular function: zinc ion binding. NCBI's taxonomy places the organism in Eukaryota, Metazoa, Mollusca, Bivalvia, Ostreida, Ostreidae. The transcript is spliced from 2 exons. The coding region runs from base 160 to 1815 and encodes 551 amino acids. The record is from RefSeq and is a predicted model, not a curated record.
AGUUACCUGUGUGUUUAUACAGGUACAUUACCCACCAGGAAAUAUAAAUACCAAACAGAAAGUAUGCUUUCCAGCCUGGUGAAUAUCGGGAUGGUGGCCAUGGAUUUCUUGAUCCCACACUGCUGGAGAUUAUAGAAAUAUAAAAGCUUCUAUUGGACAAUGACGACGCCCACCUCCCAUGCACAGGAGGUCAUCACCUGUGACCUUUGUGUCAAGCCUGCCCAGCAGUUCUGUAACAACUGUCAUCUCAGUUUGUGUGUGGACUGUGUUAGUAAACAUGUGGACAAGCUCAAGUACCAACCACAUGACAUCGUUCAUUUCAAAAACAGAAAGGUGGCUUUUCCUGAGAGUGAAUUAUACUCCAACCAGAGAUGUGAGGCCCACUGCCAGCAAUGUGAUGUUCCAGUUUGCCUGAAAUGCAUAUUUGGUCCUCAUAAUGGACACAAAGUUAAGGAUAUGCCAGAAAUUUUCAACGACAAGAAAAAGAAACUUGAAAAGGAAACCAAAGAAAUUGAAUCCACUGUUAUUCCACAGUACAAGAAGAAAAAUGAAGAAACAGAAAGCAAAAUAUCAAUUAUAAUGGACAAAUUUGAUGAACUGGACAAAGAAAAAGAAGAGAACAGAAAAUCCUGGCACCAAGAAGUAGACACCAUUUUCAAUCAGCUCGGUUCUUUGAUCAAGUCCAUAAAAGAGAAUCUCCUCGCUGCUCUAAACUCUCAACAAUCCAAAAUAAAAAGUCAAAUUCCAGACAUGACCCAAACAGUUCAACAAAACAAAGAAAUUAUGAAGUCAAACAAUGUGUCUGCAGUCACUAAUUACAAAUCCAAACUCGAUGAAUACAGAAACAUGCCUAUUGAUAUUGAUGUCAAACUGCCAUCACUCAAAACCAACACAGUCCAAGGGAGAGAACUCAGCCUGGAAUUAGAAGAAUACAAGGCUAGUCUGACACAGACAAAACUGUCCAGUCUGACAGAGGAAAUCUCCUAUUUAUCUUUACAAAAGCUGUUGGACCAAGGCAAAUCAAUUUCAACGAUUCCUUCUGGAGUUACUCCUCUAGGUGCUGUUGCUUGUGUGGGAGUGGAUGAAGCUUGGGUUAGUGGUGCAGAUAAAAUUGUAAGACGUGUUGACAUACAUGGGUCUGUACGGGACACUGUCACCACCACAUGUAAACCCUGGCCUAGUGACAUCAAAGUGACAAGGCAGGGAGAACUGGUAUACUGUGAUGUUAACAAUAGAACUUUGAACAUUGUCAGACAUGGGAGAACAGAGGCACUGAUAACCACACCACAGUGCUGGAAACCAGGCAAACUCUGCUGUACUGAGUCAGGGGAUAUCCUGGUCUGUAUGUACACUACUGAUUAUAGACAACAUAAAAUUGUCCGUUAUCAGGGACACACAGUGGAACAGGAAAUAGAUAGAGAUGAAGAUGGAGAACCAAUCUAUAAAGGAGGAAGAUACCCACUGUAUGUGAUGGAGAACAACAAUGGAGACAUCUGUGCCUCUAAUAGUAAUGCUGACAUUGUGGUCGUGGUGGACAAGUCGGGAAGAGUCAGAUUCCGAUAUGACAGUACACCAGCCAGGAGGAAGAUAUCAUUUAAUCCUAGACAUAUAGUGACAGACUCCAUGAGUCGGAUCAUUGUGACAGAUUGGAACAAUGCCUGUCUACAUAUCCUGGAUCAGAACGGACAGUUCCUGAGAUGUGUGGACAAUUGUGGACUACAUAAUGCUAAUGGACUGAGUGUGGACAAUGAGGGGAGGUUGUGGGUAGGGUUAGCUAUAUCAGGAGAAGUCAAAGUGAUUCAGUACAUGAAAUAAACACACAAUAUCACAUAAUAGUGCUCUUGAUACAUACAUGUUUUAGUGAUAUUUACACAACAUUGUUUUCUAUAUAUUUAUUAUUAGAUAUUUACUCCAAUACCUAGUGUAGUUAUGACCCCCCCCCUCCCUUCAAAGAAGAGGGGCAUAGUGCUUUGCACCUGUCGGUUGGUCUGCAUGUCGGUUGGUCGAUCAAUUGGUAAACCACAUGUUGUCUACUCAAUAUCUUGAGAACCAUUCACUUGAUUGUGAUGAUAUUUCAUAUGUGGGUUGGUUAUGAGUAGAAGAGGACCCCUAUCAAUUUUCAGGUCAAGGGUCAAUCCACUCUGGACAUAGGAAGACACUGUCCACUCAAUAUCUUGAGAACUCUUUGCUUUACAGACAUCAAACUUGGUACACUGGUACAUCCUAAGGAGUAGAUGACCCUGAUUGAUUAUGAGAAGUACAUGUAAUACCAACCACUUUUUUAAGACAAGAAAAUAAUGUAAAAUCAAAUGAUAAUCCCUGUCCAGCACGACAGACAUUAGCCACCCAAGUAACAAUAUUCCCAUUCUGUGGCAUAUUUCACUGAGGCCCCAUUCGAUCAUAACAAAAGAAUCUGGACUAAACCAAGCCAAUGAUCCAAAUCAGAAACGAGAGACGUUUCUCAGAAUAACCCAGUGAAUAUGCAGAAACGCUCAAUUUUAACGCACAGCCAUAGAAUGUGAUACUACUCGUGAUGGCAUUAUUAACUAUAUGUGAGACAGUAAUGUCUGUCCUUAUUCCAGUCAAAUAUAACCAGGACUAUUUCACUGCAAAAAUCCAUGUUGCCAACUUACCAAAGAAAACUGUAAAACAUGUGCGAACAUUCUGGCCAAAUGGGAUCAAAUGCUGUCCAUGGAUAAAUGCGGAUGAGAGACAUCGAAAUCGCAAAAAACAAUUAUAGACAUACCCUUGACAAUGAACAAGUUUAAACAUAUUGUUGUGUAUCACUAUAGUACAUGUUUAUAUGUUACUUACAAUUUUGAAUUAGAAUGUCGGAGGAAAUAUAUCCUCUUGUGUACGUUUGUUUCACGUCUGUCCGACUGCAAUAUUGCCGAGUGACAACUCAGGAGUUACCAGAAUCAUGUUCACAAUUCUUUGGUUGUAAUUAUACCAGUACAGUACAGGUAUAUUAUCUAGCACCCCAGACCACUUACCUGUAAUAGUUAAGGUUGAAGUUUUGGAAAAAAACCCAAACCUUAUUACCAAUGAAAUCUAAAUGGCCUGCGUGGCACGGAAUAUGCAAAAUCUUCAUUAUGCAAUGGAUUGCCAAGUUAGUGAUAUCAUUAAUCCCUCGUUACAGAACCAUCGUUUUGUUAACAUCAGCAUUACAAACGUCAGAGCAAACAACUAUGCUUCAAUAAUGUUUUGCAAAUUCUUUAAUAUACAUUUUGAAAUAUUACGGACACAUUUUUUACCCCUCCUGGCCUGAUAUUGUUUGUUAAACAUCAUUACAAGCAAUCUUGUACGCUUUUGUUCUAAAACAUUUGACAAAAUGGUUUUCAGUUUCAAGAUAAUUUGGAUAUUUAAUUUUACAGGGCCAGCCUGUAAUACUUUAAAAGGAUUCACAGCGUGACUUGAUUAAAGUUAAAAAAAUACCUAUCAGGUUUAAGUGAAUAUAAAACUUCCCAUAUCUACCAUUUCACAAAAAUCGGUCAACCAAUUUCUGAGAAAUUGCUGUCACAAGGAAAAAACUUAAGAAUAAUAAUAAAGUCUUUUGUUGGAAACAGAAGUCUAAGAACUUAAUAAGUAUAUAUUUGUACCUACUGCCCUUAUUAAAGUACACAAAUUGCAGAAAAUAUAACAUUUCAGGAGAAAAUUGUGUGAUGCUUCUAAAUCUGAGUCAAUUCUACACAGGAACAUAUUGACAAAGUACAUCUGCAUCCUCUGUAUCUUCACGUUAAAUUAAUAAAACUAAAUCCUGGAAAAUCUUCCACAACUUUAUUCUUGGAAAAGUCUAGACAAUCAUACCUGUGUUGAAUAAUAAAGACAAUUGAAUGUCGGCUGAUAAACAGUUUUGAAGAUUGUCAGAAUGAACAUUAGCUGUGUAACGCACGAAAACCAAGAUUUCAAGGCCACACAAACACAUGACUAAAUGAAAUUAAUUUGGUAUCAAACACAAUACAAUGUCAAGUAUAUACAGAAAGCAUAUUUUAAAGACAACACAGAUUUUAUUAUGCAGUACAUGUAUAUCAUCAAAAUCAGCAGCUGUUUCAGGACAAACAUAACUGUACACAAUCAGAUCCAAACUCCAGAAAAUGUUGAACUUGCACCUAUUCCUGAAUUUGUCAGAGCAAUUUCAACCCCCA